AUAUAAUUGGGAGUAAGAAGGGAGUCUUUGAACAACUACCUGAUCACUAGCUAUCGUCAUCUUUCUCUCUUCCUACAAUACACCUACCGGCUAUCAUCAUGGCGCAGACAGACUACAAGUUCGAGGGCUGGAUGGGCCUUGACCAGAGCUCGGCCGACGGCAAAAUGGUCUGGCAGGAAUUUGAGCCGAAAGCAUGGGAAGAGACAGAUGUCGAUAUCAAGAUAACCCACUGUGGAAUCUGCGGGUCAGAUCUGCACACAUUGAGAAGCGGCUGGGGUCCAGCAAAGUACCCAUGCUGCGUUGGUCACGAGCUUGUCGGUAUCGCUGUCCGUGUCGGUUCCAAGGCGGAGGGCGGUAUCAAGGUUGGCGACCGCGUGGGUGUUGGCGCUCAGAGCGACUCUUGCCGCGGACGCUUGGGUGACUGCCCUGAAUGUGCUAUGGGACUGGAGCAUUACUGCAACAAGCACAAAGUCGGAACCUACAAUGGCAUACACUUGAACGGCGGCAAGUCCUAUGGUGGAUAUGCCUUGUACAACCGAUGCCCUUCGCACUUCGUCAUCAAGAUCCCCGACUCAAUCCCGUCGGCAGAUGCUGCCCCUAUGUUGUGCGGUGGUGUCACCGUGUAUAGCCCUCUAAAGGAGAACGGCUGUGGUCCAGGAAAGAGGGUUGGCAUUAUCGGUGUUGGCGGACUCGGUCACUUUGGUGUCUUGUUUGCCAAGGCCAUGGGAGCAGACAAGGUCGUUGCGAUCUCGCGCAAGGCUGACAAGAAGGCGGAUGCCCUCAAGUUGGGCGCGGACGAGUACAUCGCCACGGCAGAGGACGCGGACUGGUCUAAGAAGCACUCGCGUAGCCUUGACCUCAUUAUUUGCACUGUCUCGUCGGCAAAGAUGCCGUUGGAAGACUACCUCGAACUUCUUGCCACCAAUGGCACCUUCAUCCAGGUCGGUCUUCCGGAUGAUGGUGCUCUUUCUGUCCCUGUCUUCAAACUGCUGCGCGGUGCUAAGCUGGGAGGAUCCGGAAUUGGCAGCCCUGCGGAUAUUCGGGACAUGUACAAGCUUGUUGCGGAGCACAACAUCAAGCCAUGGAUCGAGGAGAUCCCGAUGAAGGACGCUAAUAAGGCGAUCGUCGAUAUGGAGGAGGGCAAGGCCCGAUUCCGUUACGUUCUGGUCAACGAACAAUAGUUGGACGGUUAAUGAGAUCUGUAAUGAGAUCUGUUUGCACGGCGUGCAUAUAAUCAAUUUUAGAUAUAGAUAUAGAAUAGAACGCGUUGCUCCUUUGUACUCUCUACGAA
Messenger RNA from Paecilomyces variotii, 1291 nucleotides. Its product is annotated as putative alcohol dehydrogenase. The record is from RefSeq and is a predicted model, not a curated record. Gene Ontology annotation, molecular function: alcohol dehydrogenase (NADP+) activity; zinc ion binding. Lineage: Eukaryota; Fungi; Ascomycota; Eurotiomycetes; Eurotiales; Thermoascaceae. Bases 99 to 1181 code for a protein of 360 amino acids. The transcript has 3 exons. Gene Ontology annotation, biological process: alcohol metabolic process.